Messenger RNA from Microthlaspi erraticum, 1185 nucleotides. The record is from the annotation of a GenBank genome assembly. Lineage: Eukaryota; Viridiplantae; Streptophyta; Magnoliopsida; Brassicales; Brassicaceae.
AUGUCGUCCCCGGAGAGAAAAGGGAGAGAGAAGAAGGAGCCGUCGUCGGAAUCGGCCCCCAAUCCGUCACUGCCUCAUGAUUUGGUGUUGAGCUGCAUCGCACGCGUCUCGAGGUUGUACUAUCCGACUCUCUCCCUCGUCUCCAAGAGCUUUCGAUCUCUCAUUGCUUCACCGGAACUUUACAAGGCCCGAUCACUCUUGGGCCACACGGAGAGUUGUCUCUACGUGUGCAUACAAGUCUUAGGCGACAACAGUCCUAACUGGUACACCCUCUGCCGGAAACCUAAUAAAACCACCAAGUCGUCAAGUGGGUAUGUUUUGGCUGCAGUCCCAGUUCCCGAUGCUCCUCUGGCGCUACUUUCGGGUUCGGGUCUUGUGGCGGUUGGUUCUAAUAUCUACAACAUUGGCGGAUCCGACCUGAACUCCAUGGCCGAGGGGUCCUACUCUAGGGUCACGGUACUGGAUUGUCGGUCUCACACGUUGAGCGAGGCUCCAAGCUUGCGUGUUGCGCUCCGUUCACUUUCUGCAAGCGUCGUUGACCGAAACAUAUAUGUAGUAGGUAGCUGCAGAGCUGGUGAUACUGAUUUGAAGAACUCGUACCAGGUGUUGGACACAAAAGCUCAAGUUUGGGAUCAUGUGCCCUGUGGCGAGACAGAAGUCGUAGGUAUCGACAAGACCGUAUCUUUUAAAGAUAAGUUCCACGUGGUGGGUAGAAGUAAGGACGGUGGCCGUAAGGUGGUUGCUUACGAUCCCAAGGAACGUAAAUGGGAAGCUGUUGACCGACAUGUAGGUUGGUUUAUUGAUCCAGGAGCUUCUUGCGAGAUAGGCAACGUUUUGUACGCUACUUCUCGUUGUCUUGAGGAGAGAGUGUUGGUAUGGUAUGAUACUGAGGAGACAAUGUGGAGAAAUGUGACGGGUUUGGUAGGACUUCCUAAGCUCACUUGUUUGUGGGAAAGCGAGGCGUUUCGCUUUAAUGAUUUCGGUGGAAAGAUGGGGUUUUUGUGGGAAGGGGAGGCGUUUCGCUUUAACUAUUCCGGUUUCUUGCAAAAGAAGAUUUGGUUUGCGGAGAUUGCGCUUGAAAGGCGCAGCAGUUGUGAAAUUUGGGGGAAAGUUGAAUGGUUUUAUCAUGUGCUUACAGUCCCUGCAACGUCUUGGGUCAUCAAGGUUCUUUCUGCUACUGUCUGA